ACAGAACUGUGGUACCAGUCUCAGCUCAUGAUUGUGAAACAACAUGCGGACUAUUUUGUGUGUAAAAUGCACGGGAAUCGUUUGGUAACUCUUCGUCGAUCUCUCUGACGGACACCGGCAAUGUGGACAAUAAUGGUGUGGAAAAUUGGCCUGAUAAACUAUUAGAACCCAUUUAAAAUGUCUUUAUUAAGAUUCAGUAUUGCCAGGCGAAAUAUUCUACCCUUGUUUCAUGUUAAAGCACCAAAUUAUGACUUUAUGGGGAGGAAUACGUCGUGUAUAUGUAUGUUCUCAUCAUUCGGCGUUUCGGUUUCUGCGGGUCACCAGUUGAUAGUCUGCGGUCUGCGUCGGGGGAGUGUUCCUCGAGCUUCUGAUUCUCAUUUUAGACGCUGCAUAUCAACAAGCAGCCUGAAUAGAUGCGAGGCAAAGACGAUACGAAUAGUGGAGUAUAUAAGUGAACAGAACCAACCUAAAGGAGAGAUUCAUGCAGAUCUUAGUAAUGUCCUACAGACGAGAAUGAGUCAGUUGGAACAUCAUAUCAAUGGAGAGAAAAUCUUCUCAGUGCCAAAGCAGCAUUCUAGAAAACUAGCAGUAGCAAAAGAAACUGCAAAAAGUGCAAUAAAGACAAAGACAUCUACAAAGCAGGAUGCAGUGAAAAAGAAAACUAAGACUACUAAAGUGACCACAAAGGUCAAGACUAAAAAUAUAAGUGCAGCUAGUAAGAAAAACACAACAUUGACCUCAAAACAAUCUAAAUUAGGUUCCAAGCCAAAGACUGAUCAAAGUAAGAGCAAAACGAAAGCAAGUAGAUCGCCGGCUGUCAAAAAGGUUGAAAAGGAUGAUCCUUUGAAAGAUAGGACUACAAAGAAAACAAAAUCAUUAAAUACUUCUAGCAAGAAUGAAAGAACAGUAAAAUCAAAAUCAUCAGUGAAAGGUGCUUCUAAGACUGCAAAAAAGGAGUCAGUGCAAGAAAGAGGAAAUUCUAGUACACCAGAUUCAGUGCAAUCACAAUCAGUACAAAAUGCAUCUUCUGAACUUAAAUCUUUGUCAUCAAAACAGUCGCAGUCCACUCUUGCCUCUAGGUCAACAUUGAUGACACCUACAUUGAAGGCUUCAUCAUCAUCAAUGUCACCAUUGUCAUCGUCAUUUUCACCAUCAUCAACAUUGUCAUCAUCAUUGUCAAAGAAAUCCACUCCGUCUUCAAAACCAGAACCCUUAAUGACACCAACCCUUGCUUCAGAGCAGUCUUCUGAGCUACUUCCUUCCAGCGACAGUACACCAUCUUCAAAACAACUGCACAAUGUCAAUCUUGCCUUCCGUACAUUGCCUUCCAACCUCGCCAGGGGAACUGAUAACAAACUGCUCGCUUCUACCAAGUCAUUAGCAAGUUCAUCCAAUGUGCUGAGCCAGAAACACCAUGAUUUGAAAGAGGAUGGGGUAGAUGAACUCAGGCUGACAUCACAGGUGAUGAUGGGUGGUCUCUCCCAGCGUACCUUUGAUCUGGAUAAUGAGGAUGUCUUUGAGCAAGACAUGCAGCUCCUGGAUGUUGUCACAGGGAAGAGUCCUGGAAGUAUUGAGUCGGUCAUUGACAAAAGUGCAAUAAGGAAGAAAGGAACUUGGAAGAAAGUCAGGCGGAAACAGUUCACUGAGGAUGCCGAGAGCUACCUGAGGCCGUACAUGGAAGCAUCUGUAUACAGUGAUAAUAUUGAGGCAGCACAGUCUUUGUUGUUUGCCUUUGAGAAGCUGAAUGGCCAAGUUCAGGUAGAUGAUUACAAUACACUCAUACAAGCUUGGGCUAGGAAGGGUAAAUGGGAUGAAGUGCGCCAUCUCUUGGCCAGAAUGGUAUCCAAGAAUGUGACAUCUGAUAGACAAACGUAUGCAGCUUCACUGGAAUGCUUAGCCAGAUGUGAGGAACCAGAUCUGAAAAUUCUUCAGAAAGGCCUGGAGCAGAUGGAUAAGGAUGAUAUAACGUUGGAAGAUGUCUUGUCCUUUGGAUCGUACAGUGGUGAAGGGCGCCAUCUUGUGAUCAAAUUAGUCCAGAGAUUGCUACCGUCCUUUGAGCCGCCUGGUCCAGGAAUCAGGGCUCAAUGUACUACGAACAUUGUAGAAGAUCUGUAUGAUGGAGGGUCGGCAUCAGAGAAGGGUUCACCGUUACUGGAGUUGAUGAGUAGAGAAGACCUAGAACAUAAGAUUUGCCAGCAAUGGGACAUGGAGCUUGCUGAGACCGUCACAGUGACAUCGGUAGAAGAGACUGAUGCACCUGAUGCAGUCACGGCUCACAGGAGAAAACUUCUUGAUCAACAUCGUGCUCAGUGGAGAAGAUCUCUCAAAAGAGCAUUGGAAAAUGAGAAAACACGUCAAUAUUUCAAAUUUAAAAGCCCCAACUUUUCGUCCAUCUGCUACUACCCGUUCCUGAUCUUACUCCAGCCGGAUGAAUACGUUGACCUCAUGCUGCAGUCGUUGUCUAACUUAUCGUCAACAACAGAGGGCAGUAUGACUAUUUCCCUGGCACGUGAUCUGAGUACUAAGCUCCAUAGGAAGUACAGCAUUCGAGCUAAGCUGAAGCAGGGCAAUGCUCAACAGAUCAAAGAACUGUACGAGGCUUACGUCUUACGCACUGCAGACGAUCAGGAAACUAAUUUUGAGUUGCCUAGGGAGUCCUUUCAGGAGCUUGAAGACAGGAUGCUAGGGAGUUCUUCUUUAGAUCAGGGUUUUCAAGCCAAGGUAUGGCCAACAGGAAUGUUGAUUGGGAUUGGUACAUUACUAGCGGACAUGAUGCUGAGAGAAAUCAAGAUAGAUGCAAACAUGAACAACAACAAACCUGAAAAGCAAUGGAUUCCUGCCCUUUAUCACAUGUAUACAUACAGGAGCUUCAAACAUGUCGGAUUCAUCAAGCCUCAUCCUACAUUGGUAGAUCUCUUCCAGACAGCCAAGGAUCCAAACCUCGUGUUUGAUACCAAUAUGCUUCCAAUGUUAACCCCACCAAUCCCAUGGACAUCUGUUAGGUUUGGUGCUUAUCCUCUUAGCUCUACUAAGAUCAUGCGUAGCAAAGACGGAGCUCAUCAACACCAAGACUUAUUAGAGAAGACUCCAUCCCAAGAACUGUACCCCAUCCUAGAUGCCCUCAAUCAACUCAGUACUGUGCCUUGGAUCAUCAAUCAGCCUGUUCUGGAUACAGUGAUAUCAGUAUUUAGGAAUAAUGGAAGUAAAGAUCUUGAUGUACCUCAACCAGCCUCAGCUUGCCAAUUACCACCUAGGAUAACAAGUGAUAUCUCUCGAGAGGAGCUGGCUCAGGUUCACCGAGAGAGGGCAGCAGCACGUAAACUACAAGCUGAAAUGCAUUCCUUGAGGAUGGAUAUGUUGUACAAGCUUUCUAUAGCAGACAAGGUUCGGGAUGAAAUUGUGUGGUUCCCUCACAACAUGGAUUUCCGUGGUCGGGUCUACCCCUGCCCACCCCACUUCAAUCAUUUUGGCAGUGAUGUCACCAGGAGUCUUCUAUUAUUUGCCCGGGGGAGACCCCUGGGUGAGGAGGGAUUUAGAUGGUUGAAAAUUCACCUUGUCAACCUUACUGGCCAUAAGAAAAGAUGUGCUGUUGAAGAAAGGCUUCAGUAUGCUCAUGAUAUGAUGGAUGAGAUUAUAGACUCAGCUGAUAGACCUCUUGAUGGCAACAAGUGGUGGCAGAAAUCUGACGAGCAAUGGCAGACGUUAGCUUCGUGUAUGGAGCUUACCAAGGCGAUAAGGUCAGGUGACCCUGCAUCGUACAUCAGCCACCUCCCAAUACAUCAGGACGGUUCAUGUAAUGGUCUUCAGCACUAUGCUGCCUUGGGACGUGAUCUGGUCGGAGCUCAGCAGGUCAACCUUCAUCCCUUUGAUGUACCGCAGGAUGUCUACAGUGGGGUGGCUCAGAUGGUUGAGGAGCUACGAAGACAAGACGCAGAGAAAGGAAACAAGAUUGCGCAGGCCCUUGCUGGGCACAUCAAGAGAAAUGUUGUGAAGCAGACUGUAAUGACAGUGGUGUAUGGUGUUACAUCCUAUGGCGGCCGGCGUCAGAUCCUCAAGCAGCUCAGGGAAGAAGAUGACCUCACCAUGGAUCAGAAAUGGUUUGCUGCUGGCUACAUCACACUCAAAGUCUUUCAGAGUCUUAGAAAGAUGUUUACAAAGACCAGAGAAAUACAGGAUUGGCUGACAGAGAGCGCUUGGUUGAUCUCUAAGGCUGGCGAGACGGUAGAAUGGGUAACCCCUCUUGGUCUCCCAAUCAUACAGCCGUAUCAUAAGAAGAGUCUGAAACUUAUCUCCCAUGGAGGUCGCAACGUCUAUCACGAAGAUAGGAAUAGUCAGAAUGAACGUCCAGACACGAUGAAGCAGAAGAAUGCAUUCCCACCAAACUUCAUUCAUUCCCUUGACUCAACUCAUAUGAUGCUUACAUCUCUCUAUUCUCAAAGAGCUGGUAUCACUUUUGCUUCUGUUCAUGACUGUUACUGGACCCAUGCCAACUCUGUCAACCAAAUGAACAAGAUCUGUAGGAACCAGUUUGUAAAGCUACACAAAGAACCAGUCUUAGACAAUCUGGCUGAAUUCAUGGUGGAGAAAUAUGGUCAGCUGGAAAUGCAGGAUACAUCCAAACUCAAACGAGGAAGCAGAAACAUGAAGAUCAUCGAGGAUUAUGUCAAAAAUGUACCUCAGAAGGGAGAGUUUGAUCUCGACAAUGUCUUGAAAUCAACUUAUUUCUUCAGUUAACGAUACAUACAAUCACUAUGAGGACAUAGAAGAAUCAAGCAAGGGGUUGUUUUACAAUCUCAAGAGGUCAUAGUCGAUGUACCUGGCAGAGUGGCAGGACUUUAUUAUUUGAUGCAUGUUAGUAUACCUCAAGCCAAGCACAAAUAAUAAAGAGUACUUAUUAGAUGGAAGUUUUCACAGUCCUUUGAAUUGGUCGUCAUGGCUUAUCUUGAUACAUGACUUCUUUGAAUAUAUCGUCCAAGAGUUUUCUUGUGUAUUCCUAACUUCUGUUAUAAUUUUAUGUGGUACAUACAGAUGACCAGUACUCAUUUUCUGUUGGGUUUGCGGGAGUGGUUUCAUAAAGCUGUCCGCAAGUUAUGAAUGCCUUUACACACUAGUGGUGACCUGGGCCCCGUCUUACAAAGAGUCACGAUUGAUCCAAUCAAUUGCAACUCUAUGAAAAUCCGUCAAUGUCAUAAUUUUUCUACAGGAAAUUUGCAAAAUGUCCUUUGUAAACACAGGGGGAAAACUCCAAAUUGUCAAGAAAACAAUGAAUUUAUGAAUAUACAUUAUAUCUAGAAAAUAUUUUGAACAAACAUGCAUUUAUAAGAUGCUGACGUUGCUGGCUUUCCAUAGUUACGAUUGAUCGGAUCAUUAUCAACUCUUUGUAAGACAGGGCCCUGUUCUUGUGUGAAAUCAUAUGACCCUACUGAGCUUACUUAUCACUGAAGAAUAUGUUCCAGUUGUCUGUUAAAUCUAAAGAUUUUACGAUCAGCUUUAUGAAACACUGCAUGAGACUCUUGCCUGGUAAUUGAAUUCUCGCUACCCCAAAUAGCGAUUUCGCCGAGAUCCGGGAAAAUCCCUGUAACGCGCAUUGCAUUAUGGGAUAGCUUUCCGGUAUUACAACUUCCUGUUCGGAAGUCCAAUGCACUGUUUUGCCAUUCAGAUCAACAGUGCCGUCAUGCACAACAACACAACGUCGCUUUCGCUCGGAAAGUUCGUGAUCACAACCCUCUCUUUCACGAUACAGUUUAACAGCCUUUUCUGCUAAAGUCACUAAUUCUGCCCGACGCUUUCCAUUGCACGGUAUUCCUCCGUCAGAUUUUUUUAAGUUCCGAAACUGAUUUUUUUAAUCAAUUUUGUGGUCGACGAAAAAUUGGACGGAAUGAAUGCUGUAUAUAUUCAGGGUCUAGUCGAAUACGAUCGUGAUGUCAGGCCGGUCGCUAAAUGCAAAAUUUUAAGAUAUUCAUUUUUCGUUUACUUUUUUUAUAACCAAAUAAAAACAUGAAUAAAAAUUAUUUUCACGUAAAAUGUAUUUUUUAUUUUUAUUUAUAAUUCAAAUGGAAUCAAAACUGACCAAAUUAAAUAAAAAGUAUCAUAAUCUGUACAUAUUACGCUGAUUGGCAUCGAUUUCAGCGUGGUGGAAAACUCAAUAUCGCGAACCUGGCGCGAGCAUGACUCUGAACCGGAAGUGGUGAUGACGACCUGACGGAGUGAAAAUUAUCUCGUCUCGCGCAUUAUGAGAUUUUUGUUCCUAUUUGGGGUAGCGAGAAUUACAUGUACCAUAGAUGGAUAUACAGUAAGUAACCUGUCAAGGUACCCUUAUAAAUCUUCUAUUCAUCACACGUUUUGGGGAAAGUUUGAUUGCCUUUCCAAAUAGUGCCUUAAAUGAGUAAUGAUGAUACAAGUACAGGGGGUGUUUUACAAUGAUUUCAGACUAAAUUUGACAUAUAAAUACCCAGUUGCAUGUGGCAACUAACAUAUCACCACAUCGGUCAAAACACAUGGAGUGGACAUGCUUUCCUACCUGGAAAUCAUUGAGAUUGUGUGUUGCCUAUCAUGUGCUCGUUGGUAAUUCAACUUGAUUUUUAGUCAGAUUAAACUAUAUGUGAAACACUACUCACUUCCAAUUUCUGUAAGACAAUUUAACCAUUGUAAUGCAAGUGAUCACGAUUUAUUUAAAACCAAUUUUGUUAUUUAUAUUUAUAUAUACAUGUAUGUUAUUUUAUGUAUUUUUUUUACAAGCCUGUUAAUUUUAUGUUGUAUUUUCUAUUCUAUGCAAAAUUAUCUGAAUUAUGUCUGAUGUAAGCAAGUCCUUUCUUUAGAUGGACAAAUUUGUGUUAAAUUCAUAUGUGUACUUCACUCAUGAAAGGCAUGUCUGCAAGGAAGUUA
This is a messenger RNA of Lytechinus pictus (painted urchin), 6885 nucleotides long. RefSeq names its product DNA-directed RNA polymerase, mitochondrial-like. Gene Ontology annotation, biological process: mitochondrial transcription. Gene Ontology annotation, cellular component: mitochondrial DNA-directed RNA polymerase complex. Bases 178 to 4734 code for a protein of 1518 amino acids. The transcript has 28 exons. NCBI's taxonomy places the organism in Eukaryota, Metazoa, Echinodermata, Echinoidea, Temnopleuroida, Toxopneustidae. The record is from RefSeq and is a predicted model, not a curated record. Gene Ontology annotation, molecular function: DNA-directed RNA polymerase activity; protein binding; mitochondrial promoter sequence-specific DNA binding.